Messenger RNA from Mytilus californianus (California mussel), 15393 nucleotides. Its product is annotated as sacsin-like. The transcript has 9 exons. The coding region runs from base 102 to 13424 and encodes 4440 amino acids. Gene Ontology annotation, molecular function: Hsp70 protein binding. The record is from RefSeq and is a predicted model, not a curated record. Lineage: Eukaryota; Metazoa; Mollusca; Bivalvia; Mytilida; Mytilidae.
CAAAGACUGGGUGCAUGGGGGCUGUGCACAUUUAUUCUACAUUCGCAAUAACUGUCGGUGGUGCUUUUUUGGACUAACUGAUAUCUUUAGGGGAUAAAAUAAUGCAUGAAAUGGCGUCGAGUGAGGACAGUGAUGACUCGUCUGAAGAUGGUCCUGAAUACAAUCCAAUCUUUCAACCACCGCUGAUCGAACAGCUGAAGAAAAUCCUAGAUGAGUACCCGGACGAUGGUCAGAUUCUAAAGGAAAUCAUACAGAACGCUGAGGAUGCUGAGGCGUCUCAGAUGAAAAUCCUGUUCGAUGAAAGAUCGGUGAAUAGUGAAGAUGGAACUAUUGAAAAGAAGUUCAAAAAAUAUUUCAAGGGUCCAGCCUUGUGUGUAUAUAACAAUGCCAAUUUUACAAAGGAGGACUGGGAUGGAAUACAGAUGAUUAACAGUAGUGUGAAAGAAUUUGAUCCUGUUAAGAUUGGACGGUUUGGACUUGGAUUCAAGUCAGUGUUCCACAUAACAGAUUAUCCUAUGAUAAUAAGUGGCAACAGAAUGCUAGUGCUUGACCCUCAUAAAAAUGCCAACCGUGUCUGCAUCAAUAUGAAACUGAACAAACUCCAUAAAUAUAAAAAGCAUCUUGAUAUUUCCUACUGCUUAAAUGCUUUAGAUGGAUUGUUCCAAUUUUCUCAGAAGACUCUUGAUUCCGGAGAAUUCAAAGGAACUUUAUUCCGAUUUCCUCUUCGUCACGAGAAAACGAACCUGUCAGAUAAUGUGUAUGACAAAGAGAAGAUAUUAGAUCUCUUCAAUGCUUUUCAAGCAGAGGCAUCCGUUGAACUGUUAUUCCUGAAAUGUCUUGAGAAAAUAGAACUGUAUAUUGGUGAUAUAUCUGGAUCAAAUGUUUCAGACAGACCCCAUUUUACUGUGAAAAUUGCAGAAAGCUGUCUGGAUGAAGUACGUGAAAGAAGGUCUCAAUUACACCAGCACAUGAAAUUAGUUGGUCGGGAUAUUGCAGCGAAAACGUUUUCCACAAAGUUUGAAUUAACAGUCGAAACCCAAACCGGUUCUGUAGACAAAUUAGAACAGAGCUGGUUCGUUUUGCAUUGCUUAAAAGGUGGAAAUCUGUCAGAAGAACUAGUAAAACUUUCACAGGACAAGGCAUUGUCAUAUAGUCCAUAUAUCAGCAUAGCCGUGCCGAUGACAAAUGAUCCAGAGUUCAAAGGUCAUGUUUUCUGUCUGAUGCCAUUACCCCUAGAAAAUAAAAGCUUGACUGGAUAUCCAGUUCACGUGAAUGGAUAUUUUGCAUUGAGCCAAAACAGAAGGCAUGUCAAAUGGCCUUCAGCUGAUCAAACAUUGAUGACGGGACACACAGACAAAUCGAAUAGAUGGAACGAAUGCUUACUUAAAGAAGUCUUAGUAGACGUAUAUGAUAAAGUUAUCCAAGAUCUGAUACAAACAUGCAAAGACAAUGGAAAUACUAUUGAGCGACUGAACCUUAUUUACAAAUCAAUCCCUGAUCAUAGACUAAUAACUAGUCACUGGGAUCUGAUUGUCGAUCCUUUGUUUGAUGUACUUCUUAGGACACCGUUUUUGUUCUCUGAUAGUUGUGGAGGCAAAUGGAUUCGUCCAGAGGAAGCUGUCUUUAAGAUAUUUAGCAGUGAUGUUUCCAGUGAUGUGAAGACAACGAUCUUUAGAUUAAUGCAGAAGUUAAGCAUUGAUUUAGUUGAUGUACCUGAACACAUUAUUGAUGUACUGAAACGCAAAAACAUCUCCAUACAAAUUUUGUCCCAGGAUUUCAUUUGUCAGAGCAUGAAGUCAAAUUCAGCUUACAAAUCGUUCACAAGUGAGGAAAAACUGGACAUUUUAAGUUUUCUAGUAUCCGAUGGCGGCUUCUCCGGAUUACAUGGUUUAGAGUUACUCCCCCUGAACAAUGGUUGCUUCUGUUCAUUUAAUCAUAGAAACCAGAACAAUCAGGUGUUUGUCUGUAAAGAAGAAGUAUAUUUAUUUCCUGGACAAGAGGAGAAGUUUAUUAGACAAGGACUGAAUGACGAAGUUUACAACAAACUCUUCACAGCGGCGAGCAAGGGAAACUUUCAGCUAGCAAUUCUUCAUGAACAAAGUGAUGUUGCCAACCUAAUACAAGCGACUAUAGCCAAGUACAUAGGACCAAUAACCAAGAAAUGUAUUCAAUGGUCUCAAUCAAAUCCAGUAGGAAUGGACUGGCUGAAGAAAGUUUGGUCUUACAUUCAGCAAUAUGAUCUGAAUUUCUUUAGUCAUCUGAAUUUGAUACCACAUACCAAGACAAACGGACUAUACAAAAUAUCUACCGUAUUUCUUCUGAAAUCAAAUGGAUCGUUCGAUAUUCCUUCGGAUGUAUGUUGCUGUUUGGGAUACUUAGAUAUUGUUGUUCUUGAUUUUAUACCUUCUGAAAUUGAAAAUCACAUAAGCAUUCGCAAUUUUAUUUAUUUGCCGACAGUGGAAAAUGUCUUCCAGAUGUUAACAAAAGUGCAAGCGAAUGGUAAUGUUUACCAAUUCAUUCAAAAGUUCAAUGAAGCAGUCACAAACUCUCAAAGAUCGCAGUUUGUAACAUAUAUUUCACGAUAUUCUAACAUGAACAGACAUUUAAUUAGUCUUCUUUCUUCUUUGGCACUGUUUGUUGAGAAGACAUCACGACGAUUUGUGUCGUUGAAUCAAGUCAGAUCUAUUGCUGACACUGACGGUCUUCCCUUGAGGUACUUUCGGGAAACCUUAGAUUGUUCUGACACAAAAUACAGAUCGCUAGCACAAUUGCUGAAUGCUACAUUCAUCGACAGAGAGGAUGUUAUUAUUGACAUUUUGCAAAAUCUGAGUAGCCAAUAUUCUGAGAGUGAUACGAACAAAAUGAUGGCAUAUGUCCUGAAAAAUAUUUCAUAUUACCGAAAGAGCGAACAAUUGUUAAGUCUUGCUAAAGGCAUCCCGUUUGUAUACAGCAAUGAUGGACAGAGAAAACGAGUAGCAGAAUUGUUUGAUCCAGAAGAUCCUAUUUUACCACUGAUAAUUUUGGAUGGGAACAGAUUUCCGAAGAAACAAAGUUUGAUUGUUGAACUAAAAAUACUGAGAAAACUAGGUUUAAAGACGGUUAAUGAUGUUACUCCACAAGAUGUACUGUGUUGUGCACAACACAUUCAUAGUAACUCACACAAAAACACAGAGAAAGAACGCUCAGAAAAAUUGUUCGAAUUUUUACAGAGAUUUAGUGGACUGCUGAAUAAUAACAUAUCUGGAUAUAAGCUAUCGCAUCAUCUUUCAAACCUACGUUUUGUCGAGCCUAGCCAGCGGAGAAGAGAAUUCCCCUUGUCUCUGCCAUGGUAUACAGAAACGUCAGAGAGUACUUUUUGUCGACCUUGCGAUUUUCUUGACGCAAAACAUACAAAAUUAGUAGGAAGUGUUAGGCCAGUUUUGAAUCGUGACUUUUCAACUAAUUUGGCCUUAUGUUUUGGUUGGACAGUAGAACCCACUGUGUCCAAUGUAGUAAACCAGCUACUUAUUAUUACUGAGAAAUAUAAGGACCAGAACAAACCUGAACUGUUACCUAUCAUUAAUGACAUCUACAGAUUUUUGGCAUCACACUAUGAUGGAAGUAAUAUCUUUCAGAAUUUAUGCACCCAAAAAUGGAUUUGGAUAGGCAAUGGGUUUAAAGCACACAACCGUGUUUAUUUGAAAACUAAACCAUCUGAUAUCAACCUCACUCCGUAUUUGUACCCCCUGCCUGUUGAAUUAAAAGAUUCAAUUUUGUUACAGUUCUUCAGGAAAAUGAAUUGUAUUGAAGAGCAAGACACCAUAUUAUUGAUCAGAGUUCAAUCAAUGAUCCGGGACAAUUACAAGAGCAACACUAAAACAAUUGAGAGGGUAAAAACAGAUCUUCAGCUCGUUGUAAACAUUUUGAACAUUGUUAAAGAUGCUCCGAACGAUCAGGUCGAUGGUGUAUUGUUUCCGAUCCAUCAACAAGAUAAAUUGAAGGUUGUAUUGAAACCUCCUAACGAAUGCAAUUAUUCUAAAGAUGAUGAUGACAUAUUUGGAGAUGAAAAACACUUUGUGCAUCAAGAUGUACCAGUUGACACUGCUGAAAAAUUGGGUGUUCAAUCGGUGACGGACACAUUGCUGGAAGAUGCGGAACUUCUUGAAGAAUGGGGACAAAGUGAACCUCUGACUAGAAGAAUAAAAAAUCUACUCGAAGCGUACAAAGAUGGACUUUCAGUACCAAAAGAAAUUAUUCAAAAUGCUGACGAUGCUGGAGCUACAAAGGUUUGCUUUAUGUACGACCAAAGGGAUCGUGAAAAAUACGGGAAGAUGUUACUCGACAAAAAUAUGUUUGAAUGUCAGGGACCAGCACUUUGGGCGUACAACAACGCAACAUUUUCAGAUGAAGACUUAAAGAGUAUAACGAAAGUAAGUGGUGCAACCAAAGAAACAGACACAACUAAAAUCGGAAAAUUUGGUCUUGGAUUUUGCUCAGUCUACAACCUGACAGAAGUUCCAAGUUUUGUAACAGGGGACCAAAUGGUGAUAUUUGAUCCUCACUAUGAUUAUCUUGGAGAUGCACUCAAACGUAAAAAACAACCCGGUUUGAAAAUUGAUUUGCGGAAAAAUAGAAAAAUAUUAGAAAGAAAAAGAUCGCAGUUCGAGCCAUAUAAUGGCGUUUUUGGAUGUAAUCUUAAUGUUCAGCAAGAUAAUGUAUGUUAUAAUGGAACUUUGUUUCGGUUGCCACUAAGAACUAGACAGCAAGCAUCAUCAAGCGAAAUAAGUGACAAACCAUACAACAAUCAGCAGAUGAUAAGUCUGAUGAGAAUAUUUGCCGAGGCCGGAGGAAAUCUCUUGUUAUUCACACAAAAUGUUGCCACCGUCGAGUUUUAUCAUCUACCGGAAAAUGAAACGGAUCCUCAAAAUGCUUCUCUUCUAUAUAGUCUACAAAGACAGACUUUGCAGUUAAUUGAAAGACCCAUGUAUAUGGCCUCUGCAGAAAGCAGGAAAUCAGUUCUUCAGGAACUCUCAACAAGUAUUGAAGACGUUAGAAAAGACCCAAAUAAACACCUGUCUCCAGUUGAACUAAGUAUUUUACUUCAAAUUUCAGUCAAAGCAACAGGCGGACUAGCUCAUAUUGGGAUAAACGGGAGUUCUUCAUCAACGAAAUGGUUUGUUACAUGGGCAACUGGUACAGAUAGAAGCAAGACUCUUGCAAUGGAUUCAGCUGUUAAGGGUUUACUGCCUCUAGGUAGUGUGGCUUGUCCGUUAGAAAACAUACAUGGGGACACGUACAGGACUUGCCAAUUGAAUGAAUUACCUUUCGGGUUUUACAAAACCAGUCAUGUCUUCUGUUACCUCCCACUGCCUGUUGAAACAAAAUUUCCAGUUCACAUCAAUGGCUCUUUUGCUGUAACAUCUGAUCGCAGACGACUCUCAUGUAAAACAACAGAUGAUAAGGAUUCAUUUCAGAGCGACUGGAAUGAAGCUUUGAUGACGGAUGCCGUUUGUAAUGCUUAUAUACUGUUCCUUAAAAAUCUUCGUCACCUAAACAUUGAAACGAAAGAACAGUUUCACAAACAAUGGCCUGUACAGUAUAAGAAAGAGGAAAACCAGAGCAACUUUGGUAAAUUGCAAGUUUCAUUUUAUCAGAAAAUAGCAAAUGAAAAGAAAGGUAUUGAAGUAUUUAGGAGAGAAGAAAACUUUACCUCUAUUGACCAUUGUAAGUUUCUUGACCCCAAGAUACUGGAAACAGAAUUUGGUGACAAGGCAUUUUCUGUUUGUAUUCAACUUCUUGAAAACGAUAAAACUACAAUGAUGCAAUUACCAAGCAGAUUAAGUUCAUGUUUUAAAGAUGCAGGAUGUGAGUCAAUAAUAGAAUCAAGAAUAAUAAAUAUCAUUACGUUUUAUUCAGAAUUAGUUUUGCCACAUCUUUCUUCAAAUGAAAUUUGGGAUGAACAAAUCAAAGACCAGCUCAUGCUUCAUGCAUUGGACAAUGCAUCUGAUAAGAUACUUUCGCUUUUGCAGAACCAUGAAUCUAUACCGACAGCUCCAAAUAGACUCUUUAGACGUCCUAGUGAAAUAGUUAACAAAACAGGACCUCUGAAUGUUCUCUUUUGUGAUGAAGACCAACGGUUUGUGGUUGGGACAGAGUACACUACAUCAAAAAGAUUGAAUACUCUAAAAAAUCUCGGAAUGAUAACAGACCAACUUUCAGAGGAUCUGAUUGAAGAUAGAGCAGUUUCAAUACAAUCUCUGGCUACAGUCUGCUCUCAAUGUGCACUAGAUCGCUGUGCACAAUUUGUAAAAUAUCUAAAUACGAUGCACACGAGUAUCAUUAAAAACCAACGACUGUUGAAUAAAUUGCAGUCAAUUAAGUUUUUGCCAAUAAAAUCUAAACCCAAUGACUGGAAAUGGACUUGGGCUGCGGAUACAGUUGCACACCCUGGAGAUAAAUGUGAGCAUUAUACAUGUGGGAAUGAAAACCAUAGGAAAGAUACCUCUGUAGUUUUUGAACGCCCAAUUGAAAUUUAUUCUGCAACAUUGAAUGAUAUUGUAGGAUGCAUAUUUCCAGUUUUGGAUGAAAGUUACUUUUCACGUGACAGCUACCAUGAACUUUUUACACAGCUUGGUGUAAAUAACGCAGUUGAUCUUGGACAAGCAUUAAACAAUCUAUCCACUCUUAGCAAUGCUGUUUGUCAAAAUGGAAUUGGUGAUGGAACACAUAUGUUGAACAACACAACAUUGAGUGUAUAUAGAUAUAUCAAUGAUAUUUCCAUACACAACUUACACUUAGAAGAGAAGGCUAGUUUUUUAUAUGAAACAGCAGAGUGUUAUAUGGACAAAAAAAUUCUACUUCUUGAUGGUAGUUUUGUAAAACCUAACAAUGUUUUUUUGGAUAUGUCUGAAGACUGUAUCCCUUACCUGUAUAGUCUUAAAAGGGCAGACCAUAUCAGAAAAUUAAAAGGAUUUGUAGAUCUCUUUAGAAUUGAAAAGCAAUGUCCUGCUCGACGGGUAAUAAAUGAAUUACUAUCAUAUCAGUCUAAACAUGGAUCAGAUGCAAUGAACGAGAGUGAAGUGAGACUUUAUGUUAGACUUUUGAAGGUUUUAGUUGAUUCACUAAACAGCGAUGUAAUAGAUAAUGAUACUCUUAGGGAGCUAUAUAUUCCAGAUGCUGAUGGAGUUCUGAGCCCUAUUCAUACGUUAUGUCUUGACAGCAUCGAUAUAAAGUCCACAGAUACAAUGAGAUUCACACAUCAAAGUAUCUCCCCAGAAAUUGCAGUGCCAUUAGGAAUCAAUACUAAAAGACAAAAAAAGGUAGCCGACUGCUCUAGACCAUCAAAAAUUUAUUCAAAAGACUUUGGUCAGCACGAGGAACUUAUCACAAGGAUAAACCGUAUACUCUCGGGCUAUCCUUGUGACUCUGGUGUACUGAAAGAAAUGGUGCAAAAUGCAGAUGACGCUAAGGCUACAGAAGUGCAUAUUGUCAUGGACUUUGCUAUGCAUCCAACAGACAACUUACUUUCCGAAACAUGGAAGCCUUUGCAGGGACCUGCUGUUCUUGUAUGUAAUGACAGUUAUUUUUCUGAGUCUGAUAUAGAAGGAAUCCAAAGGCUUGGAAUAGGCAGCAAAAGUGGAGAUCCAACAAAGACUGGACAGUAUGGAGUUGGAUUCAAUGCUGUGUACCAUCUGACAGACGUUCCCUCAUUUCUGACAAGAGGUCCAGAAGUUCAAACUGGAGAAGUUCUUUGUGUAAUGGAUCCACAUUGCAGAUAUGUUCCAGAUGCAACGAUUCAAUGUCCAGGUAGAGAAUAUAUAAAUACUGAAGUAUUAAAAGAAGAACAUCCUAAUGUUUUUAGCUGUUAUCAUGAUCAAAUUCUACUAAAAGAAACUGGAACAAUUUUCAGGCUCCCAAUAAGAACAUCUCAGUUUAAAUCAGAUAUUUCUGGAUCACACUUAACCAUAGAAGAUGUUAGAGAGCUUGUUAAUGGCUUCAAAGACGAAAUGGGAGAAAUGCUGCUGUUUGUCAACCAUGUAAAAUCUAUAAAGGUUUCAGAAAUAAUAGAAGGAAAGUUACAACCUGUAUACUGUGUUCAUUUGGAAAUGUCCGACACAGAUGCAGAAAUGAGACAAAAGUUUUAUAACAUGAUAGACAGUGGAUCUAAAAGCAUUCGGGAUUGUCAAGAACCAGACUCCAUCGAUCCAAAUGAAGUUAAAUAUUUUGCCGACAUCAGAGAUUGUAAUGGUGCAUAUUCAAAAUGGUUAAUAGUUCGUCGAAUGGGUUUUUCAGGAAAACAUAAAAUACCAGAAGAAGUUAUCGGUUCCUACAGAAAUGGAAAUCUUGGCCUUCUACCAAGAGGAGGUAUAGCUUUGUCACUUGAUGAAGGGAAGAACGAAAAGGAAAACGGCAAGGCGUUCUGUUUUCUGCCACUUCCAGUUGAAACUGGACUACCCGUUCACGUGAAUGGACAUUUCGCAUUAGAUCACGAGGCAAGACGAAACUUGUGGACAGAUGAUAAAGAAGGAUAUCGAUUAUCUUGGAACAAAUAUUUAAUGGAAGACGUCAUUGUUCCAUCUUAUGUAAGUGCCUUACAUAUAUGGAAGAAAAAAUACAGCAUCGAUACUGGUACACCAACAAAUGCACAAAAUAUGAAGAAAACGCUUAUAGAAUACCACAGACUUUUUCCAGACACAUCAAAGAUUACAGGCAUUUUCAAGUUCCUGGCGCAAAGUUUAUACAGAUGGAUUUAUAAUUAUGAAGAACAUAUGUUUCCAGUAUGUAAACUUGUUACAAAAACUGACGUAAUAACAACCUUUUACCCAGUUGUAAGUGAUGUCUUUCAUUUUCCUUGUGUAUUCAACACAUUAAAAACAAAAAACAUAACAAUAACAACCGACUUCAAGACUGUUUCACACACUAGCAAAAGAAUAAAUGAGCGUGUUUCAAGUUUGGAGCAUUCAGGGGCAUCACUUGAAAGCAGAGCUGUUCAAAGGCUAUCACAGUUCAUACAAAUAUGCAAAGAUAUAGGAAUCAAAUUGCUGGAAUGCCCAAAACAUAUUUUAAAAAGUAUGAAGGAUGCUGAUCUUAAAGUUGAAGAGAUGACCCCAGUAUUGUUCAUUUCCUUUCUUAAGUCACAUGAAGAAGAACAUGAAGAUAGUUGUAAGAUUGGUAAAAUGGGACAGUCACUGGAAGAAACUGCUUUAAGGAAAAUACAGAAUCUUGAAAUUUGUAUAGAGUAUUGUAAAAAGGUGACAAACGCAAAUUUUGGUGACCUAAUGGAAGGAUUACCUUUGAAUCUGACAAAUGAUGGUGCCUUACGCUCAUUCAGUACGUCGCAUCCAGUAUUUUGCUCAAUAUACUGUAGUCUCCUGCCCCAUACAUCGAAUUUGUUUUUGCACUGCAAUUUAGUUGAUAAUUUCAGCCCAUCUGAUAAAGGAUUGAAGGCAUUUGAUAUCGAAGGCUUUGUUGAACACCUCCCAGAAACUUUACAUUUAGAGAAAUACCGAACGAAGAAUAUACCAGUAGAAUGGAAUCCACAAAGUUCUAAUAUUCCAGAAUCAGAUUGGAUUGAGAAAACAUGGAAAUUUCUUAGUUCUGUCGUACGUAAUACACAACAGAUGACAGAUAACACCGAAUCAAACACCAAUGCUGAAGUUAACACAUCAGAAUCUAUUUUAAAGAUUCUCAACCAACUCCUGUAUUGGAGUUUGGUUCCGUCAGUUCAAGUGAAAACAUGUUUAGUUGAACAAGAAAAUGAAACAAAAACGCAUCUUUUAAUGCCUGUGGGUGAAGCUAUGUUUAUACUGGACAUAAGUACGUUUUCGGGAAAGCUCAAAAGGGCUUUAGAGGAAUUAAGGAUGCCCUUUCUAGACGAAAAUAUAUACUUUGAGUACGACAACAUUGUAAAGCAUUUGGUCGUUGUAAGAGAUCGUCCAAUCUCUUUGCUCAAUCUAUUAUUUGAAAAGCGACAUACUAUUGCAAGUCUACAAAUUGAACCGACAGAUUGUAUAGAAAUAAUGGACUUUCUAUCUGACCAUUUAGACAUUAUGCUAAAAAAUGAUUCGGAAAAAGAUAUUUUGGAAAAAAUAAAAGAAAUACCGCUCCAUGUCAGCAUUACAGGACAACAUUGUAACAUAAAAAGUGGUCAAAGCGUUCUGGUAAUAAAUGAUAUAGUUAUAACUGAUGGAAUCGAAGAAUGGGCUGAAGCAUCAUAUACCUUACUUCUGCAGACAAGUACAAAACUCACUAAGCUAUACGAAACAUUAGGUUUUACAGAUAAAAACCUGAAAAAUAUUGAUCUCUACCGAAAGCACUUACUGCCAAAAUUUGUCGCUUUGCCUAGGGAACAUCAUAUGGCGCACAUCAAGUACACACGAGAUGUUUUGUUAACAAAACCGAUUGGCGGUUCCUUUAAUGAAGUGCAAGAAGAUCUCAUUUCAAUACUAGAAAGAGUUCAAUUUGUGCCCGAUAUUGAUGGGGAUUUGAAAAUAGCAUCGAAGUUUAGGGAUCCAACAAAUGAGCUUAUGCGACUUAUGCUUUCAGACUCGGAAUUCCCAGCAACAGAAUAUAAGGAUAGCGAAUGGAUUUUUUUCUUGAAGAUAAUCGGCUUACAAACUGAAAUUACACCAGAAAUGGUCUUACAAUUUGCAAAUGAUAUUGAGCAAAUUGGACGGAAUGGUAUAACAAAAGAAAAUGAAAAGGAUUUGACAUCAAAAUCCAAGUUGUUAGUGGAGCAUAUCUUUACUCGACUAGAAGUAGAUACAAACAUGCUGAGAUCAUUAAAUACCAUAAAAUUUAUUCCUAUACACACUAUUUGUAAUUGGAAAUCACGUAUAUGCUCACAGGCUAAUGAAGCAGAAUUGAUCAGUUUUCAUAAUGCGACUCUCAGUUAUAAGCAAGAUAUUUGUUGGACAAGAUGUUCGUUAAUUCCAGAAUGGGCAAAUCCAUUAAAUCCAUUAAACCAGCAUUAUUAUGUCGGAAUGAAAAAGUAUGACGAAAUGUUCAAACAUUUAGAAAUAGUCGAAGAACCAGAAUUUAGAGAUGUUGUUUGUCAUGUGCAGAACAUAUGUGACAAUAUGAAUGCACUCAUUCCCACAAUCCAGGAGGAUGAACGUCUUUCCUCAAGAAUAGAAAAGUUAAUGAUUGGUAUUUAUAAAUGGUUACAUGGUAAAAUGAAUGAUGGGUCAAACAAGGAUAGCAUGAAAAGGACACUUUAUGCAAAACCUAUUAUUUUUUUGCCGGUAUAUAAAUUAUUUGUCUCAUGCAAUAAAGUUGCCAUACACAUAAAGGAGGAAGAUGUUAUAAAGCCAUAUCUUGUGGAGGCUCCGAGUAAAUACGCCUCUUUUUACAAUUUAUUUGAAUGCCUUGGUAUGCAAAGACACAUAAAUGUUUGUAGUUUUGUUCAUGUGUUAAACCAACUGAAAACGAAUAUUGGAGACAGAACGGAGCUAUUCGCAGAAGAAAUGCAAAUUGUAAAGCAAGCGGUUCAAAAAAUGUUCGACUAUUUACGACUUCCAUUAUUUGGUGACACUGAAUAUAAACAGCUUUCAGAAUUAAAAACGCUUACUAUGCUGUCAAGAGAACUCAAUCUAUGUGAUUCAAAGCUUCUAGUAUAUUCUGACAAUGAAGCUUUUGAGGAGAAAAUAGGAGGUGACAUGACAAUGUCAUAUCUCGUAAGACUUGACGAACUUGGAGUAGGGAUUACUGGUUCAUUUUCACGAGAAUUUCAAAAAUUGCCAAAACAUUUACAACCAAACAUUUUGUCAAACAUGAUAAAAAAAAGAUUGAAAGACAGUUUUGAAUUAGUUCCGAUAGAUGAAAAAGGACAGUUAAUUGCUACUUUGCUAAGUUCCUCGCAGUUCCAUAAAGCAGUAUUCCGUAUUGCUAUGCACGCAAGAAAACGAAUUGAAUGGUUAACUGCGUUGGAUCUGAAUGAAAACAUUGUAAAUAAGUGGAUUGAAAACCUAGAGAAAAUACAGGUAUUACAAGUCCGAACAAUCGAAUUUGAUUUAAAGUUUAGAGACCAGAAGGUAGGAUCGAAAGAGGUUACUUGUUAUUACCAAAAGAAAGACGACUCUCCCAGUAUUUUGUAUUGUGCCCUAAAGGCUACAGAACUGAAGGAAUGGGUGGUCGAGAAUAGUGGUGUUUUUGAUUAUGCAAUUUCCCAUUGUUGCGACAGGAAAUUUUUCGACGUUGGAGGCUUGCUUGUAAAAACUCUACUAAAGAUCGACAAAUUAGAAGACAUGUCAAUAUUGUUAGAUAAUGAAAAUGUUGAAGAAUUUUCUAUUUCAAUCAGAUGCCAAUCUUCUUUGUUUCCACCUACUGGUACAACCGUGCAUCAAAAUUGGCAUAGGUUUUUAGACAACAGUUUUACAGAGUUUCACGAGGGUGAAUAUGUAGCUGUUCUUUUGAGUGAGGAACAGAAUGAAGGCGAUAUGUACAUCCCAGCAGUCUAUAUUUAUGCCAAGAUCUUACAGAAAUGCGACCCUAUCCAAAAUACAUUAUCUAUUAUCAGAAGUACGUUGCUAAAGUACAAGGUGCUUGUAGGGCGUGGUCGUAUUCAGGAAAUACAUGCAUUUGAUAUAUUCAAAUUUAAUCGGAAUAAACAAGAAACUACUCAAGAGCUUGUGCCUUUUCUCGAUAUAGCAGAUACUUCUCCUGACGACAGACCUUUGGAAAGCAUUUGUCAGGAUGUAGAAGCUAUUAUACUUGCAGCAUGGACUUUACCAGAAGAAGAAAGACGAAAAUUAAUCAAACGAUUGUACAAAAAAUGGCAUCCAGAUAAAAAUCAUGGAAAUGAAUUUGCGUCAACAGAAGUAUUCAAGUUUAUCAAACAAGCUGUUUUGAAUUUAGAAAGGGGGCACGGCAUCAGAGAUAACAAUACAGAGGACUUUGAUUUUUCUAGGAAUUCAGCAUUUUGGUCCCACUUUCAGACAUGGGACCAUGAUGCAACUAAUAAUUCUGAAAGACACUCGUCAGAAACCAAUGGUGGCGGUGGCGCUCAAGGACAUACGGCUGGUCGGCAAAUGCGAGAACCUGUUCCAUCAUUAGCUGAAGCAAAUCAGUGGAUGCAACAAGCUAAACGAGACGUUACAGCAGCCAGUAAUUUUUUUGAAGCAGCGGAAGUAGGACACAAUUUCAACUGGAUAUGUUUUAUUUGUUAUCAGUCUGUUGAGAAGAUCUUGAAAGCUAUGCACUACAACAUGGAUUCAAACAACGUUCCCAAUUCAAGCAGCUUGGAAAAUUUGGUCACUGGCAUGAAUAUUGAACUUCAGGAUAUGGUCAUUACUUUGACGACAUUACUUGGAAACCACGCGGGAUUGUUAUACCCAGACCGUCAUUCAAUUCCAAGUAUACCUGCAGAUGAAUUCGACAAAGCAAAAGCAGAUCAAGCGAUAAAACUAGCACACAAGAUUAUAGAAUAUGUUUCUGACAGGCUCUGAAGAUCUGAGGAUGGUGGAAUUGAGAAGAAACAGUUUUCAGAUAUUCUACAAAAGUGAAUUUGAUAUCUGUUGAGUUGAUCGCAUGUGUUUAUUGACCGUAUACUUGUAAUAUAUUGAAUACAUGUUGGGUUUUCUUUUUUACAUCUGCACAACUGAGAAUGGUGCAACAUUGUUUAAUUGACAUUUAAAAGACAUUAUAAUGCAGUGAUAAGUUAUUUGUUAUUUGAUCUGAAGAAAGUCUUCGAGACAAGUAGUUCAGUAAACCACGCAAUUAAUUUAACAAUCAUGUUGUUAAUGAUUUUAUUUUAAACGGUUCAGAAAGGUUCAAAUGAAAUUGACCUUUGGUAGAGAUAAGUAUUGUUGAUAUAAUAUAAGAAAGACUUACUUAAAUGCACAUACAUUAUUAAAACUUGUUUGUUGAUUUUUUUAUGUAAAUUUUGUUCAUUGUAUAAAUUCUUUAAAAGUAGGAAAAGUCUUUACUUCUUCACCAUUAAUGACUGAUUUACCCUAAGAAUCUGUGCAAAUUAUGUAACUAUUUAAUUGGUGUCUUGAAUCUUUUCUUUUUCGAAUCUGCACUUCAUGUUUUCUUUUUAUUAUUUUAUACUAUACAGUCAUAUAUAUCUUAUUAAAGCAGUUUUUACAAACUGCGUGUAAGUCUUGUUCUGAUUAUUUUUUUUAUAAAACUAAUGAUAACUUUAAUAUUUGUUCAAUAACAUAUCUCCGUAUGAAGAUUAAGGGAUGAAUAUGUAUGAGAAACAUUCUGAUUACUACAGUAUAUUCUUGGCCAUUGCCGUAUAGGGAAAGUAGUAGUAAUUAAUUUCCCUAGCUUUAGGUUGCCCUUCUGUGUACCGUGUAGCUACUCAGGCGAAGGUAGUCAAUUUUAGAGCGUUUUGGUGUGUAAAUUUACAACAUAAUAUUUGAAACACAUGGAUAUAUAUUUUGGAGAAUUUUUUGAAAAUAUUUCAGAUUUUUCAUAAAUGUUUUGUAAAAAGACGGUUGCUAUCAUAAUUGAUACUUUGGUACAAGGUCAAUAGAAAGACCGUCAUGCCACAAUGUGACUUCAAUUUCUAAAACAAUUAAUAAAGUACUUCUAUCACACUCAACUUUCUUGUAAAAAUUAGCAAAUUCAGAAACUAUUAGUUCUGUCGCCUAUGAUGGGAAAGUAUUUCAGUUUUUCCUAUUAUAAGCAUUAUUUGUAUAGAAAACGUUGUUUGUCUCCAUCCUGACUGACUUACUAAGUGGAAGGUUUUCAAUGAUAAACUUAUAUGAAUCAUGUUUGUUUGUUUUAUGUGUUGUAGAUUAUAUGCUGUUUUACUUCAAAAUAUAUUAUGACAUACAUAUCACUUGAAACUGCAAAACAUCUAAUGGAAAGAUUUGUAUCAGACAUUUUCGUUACACUUAAUUUUGUUAUAUAUUAAAACUUCAUGCACUUUUUUUACAUCAUUGUUUCAGUAUAGCCUUUUUCGGCGUUUUAUUUUUGCACAUGUAUAAAUGUACGCAAAACAAUCGCAUGUUAAAACAAUAAAUUAAGGAUAUGCCUGACUUCAUGAGUAUGGACAGACAGUAGAGUUUCUGUUAAUAGUUAGACUAGUUAUGGUAUUUAUUUACAAUUGAUUAUUUGCAAGAUAAUUGGCUGUUAAAGACCAUAAUGGCAAACAAAUUACUUUAAUUGAAACUGUUUUUUAUGAUUCAAAGAGGGAGGCAUGUUUGAACUAUCUAUACGGCAAAUGUGGCCGCUACUACAGUUUUGUAUUUUCAUAUUUGUAUACUACUUUUGUCAAGCGCUUUUAAAUUUUGAUAUCUAAUGUCAUGUAUAUUAAUUAAAAAUGAGAUAAGUUAUUGAAAUGUGAUACUGUUAGUAAAGAUUUGAUUUGUAUUUAAGUGUGUACAUGGUUUGUAUUAUGAUUUUACUAAUAAAUGUUUUGUUUGCUUAGAUUGGAAAUAAUAUUAAAUCAAUUUAAUUUGAAAA